Mesorhabditis belari is the source of this 1548-nucleotide messenger RNA. NCBI's taxonomy places the organism in Eukaryota, Metazoa, Nematoda, Chromadorea, Rhabditida, Rhabditidae. The record is from the annotation of a GenBank genome assembly.
AUGCGUCUCGAUAAACUCUUCGAAAACUACGAAAAUGUUGAUAGAGUGGAAUGUAAAAGAACCGGAGCAAUCCCACCCGACUGGCUUAAAGGCACUUUGCUAAGAAAUGGACCCGGAAAAUUCAAAUACGGUGACACUGAAGUGAAGCAUUGGUUCGACGGAUUGGCCUACAUGCAGAGAUAUUCUUUUAAAGAUGGAAAGAUGUUUUAUAUGGCGAAAUGCCUUGAAUCCGACUCAUAUAAAGCGUGCGAGAAAGCGAAUCGCUGGUGUAUUCCGUCGUUUGGAACAACCAAAUUUCCAGAUCCAUGUCAAACGCUAUUUGGAAAACUUCAAUCCUAUUUCGAGAAAGAGGUCGAACUUGAUAAUUGUCUCGUCAAUUUUGUUCAGUUAGCCGACUCGGUUUACGCUUUAACGGAGACAGUGACAGUGGUAAAGGUUGACCCGGAGACGCUUGCUAUGCUUGGAAAAGAGGAUAUCAGUGACCACUUGUCAAUCGUCUCAUCCACCGCUCAUCCACAAGGAGAUUAUGAAGGAAAUGUCUACAAUGCAGGGCAUAAUUUUGGAAAAGAAUACGUCUUCACAAAGACUAAUGGGUCAAAGGGUAGCUUUGAAGAAACAACUUUAUUGGCUAAAGUGCCAUACGAUGAUCGAUGGAAUGCCGGUUAUCAUCAUUCAUUCGGAAUGUCUGAUAAUUAUGUUGUUCUUUUUGAGACACCCAUUAGAAUCUCUGUGAAAAAAUUGUUGAUGAGAAAAGUGAUCUCUUAUUCGUUCCAUGAUAGUUUAUACUGGAAAGAUGAAACUAAUACAAAUGUGAUUGUGGUCGACAAGAAAACCGGAAUGAAGCAUACGAUUCAGUUCACCGCCCCUCCCUUCUUUACUUUUCAUCACGCAAACACUUAUGAAGCUGAUGGUUUUAUUGUUGCCGAUUUCUGUCACAUGAAAAACCCUGGGAAAUUCGAUGAUCUUUUGAUGGAACAUAUGAGAGAUGGCACGUUUGGAACAAGGAAUCCCGAUUUCGUUCCCCAUCUCUACCGUAUGGUCAUUCCGACAACGAUUCCUGAUGGAGCGAAAGAUGGAGAUGAUUUGAACAAAAGCUCUUCCCAUCAUCGCGGUUCCACAGCAAUUCUACAAACGGAUGGCUCUGUCUUCUGCACUCCCGUCAAACUUUGUGAUUUCACUUUUGAAUUCCCACGUUACAAUUGGGAUAAAUACAACAUGAGACCGUAUCGAUAUGUUUAUGGAUCAACGCUGUUGUUUCCCGAGGAAACGAAUAAACUUGUUGGGAUAGUAAAGGCUGAUGUGGAAACGGGUAAAGUGCAAUACUGGACGAGAGAUCAUGAGAGACAGCUGUGCGCGGAACCGGUUUUCCUUGGCGAUCCAGAGGGAAUCGAUGAGGAUGAUGGUGUCCUUUUGGUGCCAGUGAUGACGGUGAAAGACGAGGAUUUGCCGAUUUUCCUUAUCUUAGAUGCUAAAGAUUUAUCAGAGAUUUGCAGAUAUUCGAUCCCGACUGAUCGUCUUCCCCCAAGUUUCCACUCGUUAUUCGUGCAA